Molecule: messenger RNA, 8456 nt
Organism: Pelobates cultripes (western spadefoot toad)
Lineage: Eukaryota; Metazoa; Chordata; Amphibia; Anura; Pelobatidae
Source: the annotation of a GenBank genome assembly
AUGCAGUGCCGAAAAAUUGCUGCAAAUGCCGGUCACUUCAGAACCAUUGCUCCAAAAAUUGUGCCCAAGGUUGCUUCAUCGACAGCGUCUUGCUCCACAUCCCAGACGGAUAUUGCAGUAUCCAGCGUCGGCACAAAGCCUCUAGUUAUGCCAGCACAAAAUUACACAUUGAUGAAAGUACCUGGACAGAAUGGAACAUUCUCUUUUGUUGCUGUGCCGCAGGUUAACUCAAUGGGGGCACCAGUCAUACAAACCACGAACACACCUCUCCAAGAAAAUCUCAAAUUACCAAUCCCAAGGUGCCAGUCUGCAAGAAAUAAGAGGUUAUGUGACAAAGUGAAAAACAUUAGUGGUCUCAAAAAAACGAAAUCUGAGAAGCUUGCAGCCCACGUAAUACAUGACAACCAUCCAGAAGCCAUUCCUGAAUUAGAUGCAAGUGACCUAGAGUUGGCAAAUCCCACUACCAUAUCCCCAGCGAUGGAUGUCAUUCUGGAAAGCAAUGUCAACACUCUAGGAGUGCUUUCCGUGAAUGCAUCCGACACUCUUAAAGCAAAUACUUCAGCUUUAUCGUUGAAGAACGAUAUCCCUAAAGUGUUCUGCACAAGUAGUCCCAUGAAGAUGAGCGCCGAUUUGGAGAAAGUUGCAAGCACAGUAGAGAACGGACCAAUGAUAAGAUGUGAAAGCACCAAAGUUGUGGAUUCUGCGAACGCUGUGACCGUUCUUUCUCCGGUGAUGUUUGGCGGUCCACCUUAUCUGAUCUCAUCAGCACCUAAAGGGAAACUACCUAUUAUGCCUUACUCAAAAAUAAAAAAAUCUAUAAUUUCCAAGUGCAAACAGUCUGCAAAUACUGAGAAGGCGACUGCUGUGAAUGCAAAAUCUGAAAUCUGCAAAGGCCAGGCCAGUGUUAAAACAUCAAAUGAUAUUUCUUUACAGGUUACUCCUGUAUCGACAACAAAUAUGUCCACACUUGAUUCUUGCCAGUCAAGUACUAAGAUGGAUACUGGGGUUCUAACAAAACCAAGCUGUGUGUCCGUAAAAAAAAGAGCAAAAAAGAGGAAGACACCAAGUGAAAUAAUGGCUUUUCAAACAAAAAUGAGACUUGUUGGAAAUAAGUUAGUAGUAUGCAAAGAUAAAGUAAAAGAUCAAGUUUUAGCUUCAAAUGCCAAGAUACCUGUGUGUACUAAGAAGUACAGAAGCAUAAUGCCGAAACCUGCUGUAGAAGUGCAGUGUCUGGCCUCCCUUGGCACAUGUGACAUGCAAUCGCAACCAAUGGAUAUAUUUAGAAAUAGAUUUCAACAAAUCAGGUCUAAUCGAUGGAAGCAAGGGGAUUGUUUGAAACAAAGUCUUGAUUGCAGAAUUUUGUCUACAGCAUCCAAGGCCUGUUUCAAAUGUCAUGUGUGUGAUCAUAAUUUUCAGUUUAAGCAUCACUUGCAGGACCACUUGAACACUCACACCAACAGAAGGCCGUACCACUGUCGUUUGUGUCGCAAGUCAUAUGUCCACUCGGGAAGCCUUAGCACACACGUGAAGCUGCACCAUAGCGAAAGUCGUUUGAAGAAACUCAUGUGCUGUGAGUUCUGCGCAAAAGUGUUCGGACACAUAAGAGUUUAUUUUGGUCACCUUAAAGAAGUACACAAAGUUAUUAUCAGUACAGAGACCUCUACCAAGCAACUCGAGAAAAAAGAUAUAACUAAAGUGAAAGACGAAUUAACUCCAGAAGAAAUGUGAGUCUUCGUUUCUUUUAUAAUUCCAGUUUAAAAAUGUAUACAUUUAUGGACAGACAAGUGGUUUAUUUCACUGAACUGAAAACUAUUUCAGAACCUGAUAUAACGACAUAAUUUUAGAUGAUUUUCAUUUUUAGUUAUUAAACCUUAAGACUUGCAUAGUCUAAGUUUUCCUUUUAUUUAUUUGAACGUGAAGCUUUUUUGAUAUUGUUUCUCAAAGAUCCCAAAUGAUUUUCCUGCCUCCAUUUUCUACCAUAUCCAUUUACCACCCUCUCAUUUGUUUGUACUAAGCUGAUAUUUUCACACCACCACUAUACACCGCCUUCCAGUCAUCAUUUUCAGUUUCACUACAUUUAUUAUGUAUUUGUUUUUUUUCCCUCCCUUUUUUAGCCAUAGGCACCAUAUAUGAUCCUUGAUAAAGCAUGAUUGAAGUGAAUGUGUUUUGUUACAAUUUUCUUUUAGAAAUACAAUGUCUUUCAGUUCUUGCUAUCCCUUUGGUGUCAAGGCCUGCCUCUCCCCCAUAGCCAUCACAUAGAACUAAAAAAAAAAAGUUUCCACUGUUUUUCAUUAAUAUAUUUUUUACUUUUAUUCCUAGAGAUAAAGGCAAAAUUAAGGAGGAUGAUACCUUGUAUGGAUCUGCUGAUGAAAUCAAACUCCAAAUUAAAUGUGGCCGCUGUGAUGUCAUCAGUCCUACAUUUUCAGACAUGAAACUCCAUUUAUUUUGUGAGCAUGGAGACCAGUUUCAAGAAAGACUCCAGGAAGGAAUACUGGAGAGCCGUCAGGGCGCCCCAGAAGAAGUGGUUAAACAUGCAACUCACUACUGGAAGUUACUCAACGAAAGGAGAAACGUUUUCAAGUGUAGCAACUGUGAACAAGAGAUUUUCGGUUCUUCCAAACUGCGCAAACAUGUUUGUUUAUCUUAUCAAGAGAACACGGAGGUUGAAAGCGAUCCUGCGCCACCAAAGGAGAAAUGUGAUGAUGAAGUUAAGGAUGACCACCAUGCUUCUUCAGUGUCCAACAUGGAUGUCCAGUUCUACUGUGGGAAUUACAUGAACUGUAUAUUGUGUAAACAGGUUUUUGAAGUAAAGGAUGAACUUCUGGCUCAUUGGCAACAAAAUCACAACUGUGAGAACCCUUCACUGCUUUGGACUGUUUUCAAUCCACUUUCCAAAGAAAAGUGAAAAAAAAUAAUUAAAAAUAGAAAAUAUGAAAAUAAUGCACUUUUUUGGGGGUUGAAAUUGAAUGAGUAAUUGCACUCUUGGAGGUUUGUGCAAAGUGUAAUUCUGGGACAAAUUUCUCAAGUGUAACAUUAAGUAAGAACAUUCCAUUGGUGUCUAUUUUGAUUACUCAACUUUUAAGAAAUUUUGUCCCAGAACUGUUCUUUGUGUGUGCUCUCCUUGCAUCCUUUUUUUUUUUUUUUGCAGUGAAUUGAUUUGCUUUUUCUGAAACAAGGUUUGAUUGUUGAUUACUUGUGAUAUUUCAGUGAAAUGUCAGUAUUUGUAUGUAGUUUUGUAAUGUUUGCUUUUUUGACUGGGAUUAAAUAGGGUCUUUGUUGUGUGUUAAAUCGAUAAACCUAUAUACUACUGUUCCCAUGGUCCUUUGAUCUGUUUAGACAAAUGUCACACAUGCCCAAUCUCUCCAUUGUGGAGCUGCAGCCCAUUUAACAAAAAGCGUUAUUGCUCAGUCUGCACGGUCAUAUUUUCUUACUAACUUCAAGGAAUAUGUCACUUGCAUUGUCUCCAACGUAAGAUGCUUCCAGUAUUGCAAAUGUAAUGAGCUAUACUAUUGUAUUGUACAGUCUGCUACUGUUUUCUGUUCGUUUACUUUUCCACCUGGCACCCAGAGUUGUGAAUGCAUGUUAACUUAGGUGAUGGGUUUGAUCCAGCAUUCCAGGCUUUAACAGAUGCAUGCGUCAUUUGGUGGUUUUUGUGGUCCUCUGUAUAUGGCACAGACCUUUGCAACUUUAUUUGCGAAACAGUAAGUUGUGGUGAGUUGCUGACCAGCAGAAUUUAGGGUGACAGCCAUGUUAAAAAUAAUCUGUAACUCCGCUAAGUAUGAUAUUUACGCCAACUCAGCUGUUCUUUUUGCACCAACUUGUGUAAUUUUAAAGAAAAUGUUACACUUCUUGUUUAGAAGUUACACAUUUUGUCAGAUCUGCAGCAAAUGUUUUGCACUUGAAGACAAUUUUAAAAAAUGUGCUCAUAAGGUGGGAUAUAACUUAGUGCCUUUAUAAUUAUAGCAUUGGGAGGCUAUUGUGCAUGCAUGCAUGCAUGGCAAAACGCCACACUGCACCAAUCGGCAUCUCCUCAUAGAGCUGCAUUAAAUCAGUCAUCUCUAUGGGAAAUGUUUAACAUCUCCAUGCAAAGCAUGAAGACGCUGAACACAAUGCAGCACUAAAAUAGGAAGCGCCUUUAGUGACCAUCUGAGUGACUGCACCUAGAUGUGUUACUAGGCAGUAAUGCAAACACACUGCCUUUUCUCUGAAAAGGCAGUGUUUACAUUAAAAAGCCUGCAGGUACAAGCGAUACACUAAAGCCACUACAUUAAGCUGUAGUGGUUCUGGUGACUAUAGUGUCCCUUUAUCCUUGAAUGAUGAAGCAUUGUGUGAAAUUAAAUCUAUGAAAGUCUACUGUGCCAGUAUUAGGCAUGAUUGCAUGUAGACUAUAAAUAUUUGCCAAACAAGUAUAAAUAAUAUCUUGUGACUUAUUAUUACAAUACUGUGUAUUUAUUUUACCUUUUCCCAAAAUAGUAUGAGAAUAUAAAAACUGGCCCCUGUAUAAUUUACUUUCUAUCCAUCUGAUUAAUGUGUAUUAUGUUUGGAGGGGGGGGGGGGAGGAUUUUCCUUCCUCACAACUUAUGGGCAAAAAAAAUACUUAUUACACUUGAUGUAAGUGCUGUGGGAGACAAAUGCGAUGGGAGGGUUUUUUUUUUGUCAUCAUGUAAUCUCUGCAAAGCAACUAAUUUUUUUUCCUGACUUUGGCUGAUAUUAUUUAAGCAAUUUGUUGCAAGAUGAUACCUCAUUUGUAGAGCAGUGGAAAUUACGGAAAGUUUAAAUAUCUUGAUUAAUUUCAUACAGUAUAAGAGCAGUCAAGUGAGUCACUGUCAGUACUUUAAAAAAAAAAAUGUUUAGCAUAUAUAUAUUUUGCAAAAAUGUUUUUCAGAAUGCUGCACCAUAAGCCUGCCUCUUUAGCCACACCCCCUCACUAUAGAAAAAGACUUCCUUAUCAAGCGUACACACACAGCUCAGCCACACUGACUGCAUUAGGUGCUCUGAACGACAAGACACCUUUCAUUAGAAGGAGAGGACACCCACUGAUAGUGACCUCUUUAAUAUAAAUAUGUCUCUUAUCUGUUAAUAGUUUCUCUGACUGUCUUGAGCCAUGUUGUGAAUUAAAGACAACUCACUUAGUGCUGUUGUGGCUAAGACCGCAUACAUUUGAUAAGGUAGUCUUACAGGCAUGAGGGGGCAUGGCUAAGGAGGCAUGCUUAUGGUAUACCAUGCUACAAAAUAAAUAUAUAUAUAUAUAUAUUUUUUUUUUUUUUUUGUUCAAAAACUAAAGAUUUGAUUGUGCAAAAAUAUAACCGCAUAUUCAUGAUGCUGAAAUGCAUGAAAGUUGUAUUGGUGCCUGGAGUGUCCUUUUUAAAGUAUUAUACAUUCAAGAAGAACUCAAGUUAAAAUAUUGUAGUUUGAUGCUUUUCAGGCCUCACAGUGCACUAUAUCCAAAGAUCUGUAAAUCAAAAAAAGUUAUCCAUGUGUGAACCUGUCUUGUGGGUAACAAAAAGGGGGUGGAGGGGAAUUCCUUGUUAAAAUGGUGUAGUAAUGAUCAGCUGUCUCUGGAAAGGCACAAACAUGGCAUUUCAUGUAAAUGACCUUUUCCACAAUGCUGUGGUACAUUGGAUUUGUCAAUACAAAUGCAAAGAAACAAGUCCUGCGCUCAAACUCCCAUUACUCCUGGGCGGCAGCAACGACCAUAGUACACAUCAGCCCAAAUACACAUAGUAAAAACCAAAGAAAAACCCUCUCAUGGCUAUUGGAGGUAACUAAGAACCUCCAUUUGUUUAAAAAUACAUAGGGAUGUGGAAAGAGCACAGGUAACUUUUUUUUUUUCCAUUGGAUUUGUCAGUUCAUAGGUUUUAUAAGUUGGCUUAUGUUUUGUGCCGAAUUUCAUCAAAUAUCUGAAAGAUGACCUUACGAAGUACUCUUAAAAUGAAAAUGGAAUCAUUGUUGGCACAUUUGUAAGAACACAUGCCAAGACUUAUUGCAGGUAACAUUCCGAUGGAUUCUUAUCCACAGUUGAGAAUUGACACAUUGCUUGCUCAACUAUAAUGGGCUUUUCUACCAUGUUUUAUAUUUUUAUAGAGAGCCAUGUGGGGAAAAUUCAGUAACACAAGUAACUGCUACUUUAAUGUUCUUCCAUUUAGCAUGCCGUUAGCCUAAACAUGUCAGAUCCUAUUAAAAGAUGCUAACUUGCUCACCCUUGAUUUAGUAAUACAAAUAUAUUCAUAAUGGUCGCUUGAAGUCAUAACAUGUUUGCUUAAUCUUGUUUUUGGAACUAGCCAAAGUGAUUGAUAGUGGUAAAGUGGUUUAAUAAUUACCGGAAUAUUUUUUUUUUUUUUUUUUUUGCAUGCCACUAUAGAGCAAAAUGAUCAUGCAAUUAAACCUUGUUUCCUAUUCCAGAUUUACAUAUGGUAGCACGUGCCAUUUACAUAAUUGAUCCCUCUGUGAGCCACGCUGUUUUGUUUUAAGGUCGAGCUGACUAGCCAUUAUGAAUAAUACAUACGUGGUCCUAUAACAUGCUCGUUCAAACGGGACAGCGUAUGGAAUGAAAGCAAAACUCUUUGUAGUGAAAACAAAAAUAAUUUCUAUGUCUGGUUGAGCUUUCAAUAUCAUUAAAUACACGUAUGUGUUGUUUAUAUUGGUUUUGUUGUGCUCUGUAAUCGAGAUGUGCUGAAUUUGCGGGUGCACAGGAGGCAUUCCUUUGUAUCCAUUUCUCAUAUGCUAUUCCAAGAUGCUGUGUGCGUGUGUUUUCUUUUUACAAAUACUUUUUGUUUUGUUUUAAAAAAAAAAAAGCCCUUUUCAAGAUUCCUCAUAACAUUUCUAUAUUGUAACGUUCCCUCUUUUAGUCCCCUUUUCAUCCCCCACCGAGAUAUCACUUCCACUUAAGUAGAAGGCAGCCAUAACACUGACUUCUCCCAACCGUGUUAGUCUGAGUGGCAUUAUAACGCUGUUUCUCUAGAGAGCCAGCUGCCACAAUUACUAAUUCCUGCCCAUGUCCAGCAAAUUCCAGUGGCACAGUAGUUUUAUUUUUGUAUUUUUUUUUUUUAACAUGUGUAACUUGCCAAUUACUAAAUUCUAUAGUAGUUUGCACACUGAGCCUCUCUGUAUGGGUGACACUGUUGCUAUAAUAAAGCAAAUUUCUAAACUGUGAUUUACGUUCCCGACUGGGAUUGGAAUUGCUGGAAAUCAUUGUCUCAAAUGACACUAGUGAAAGAGAUCUGUACAGUACUUUCUUCAUCUCUUUACCUUCCACCUCAAUGGCAGUUACAUGACCAAGUUACGCUUUAAAUCGUACUUUUGACUAUAAGCUCUGCACUGUUGCUUCUAGCAUCAGUAUUUGCAAUAUUUGACUCUAGCACUUUUCAAAAUUCCCUGCAGUGUUCCUUAUUCUUGGUUUCGUCCUUGCUUUGAAAGAGCAAUCUGAAUACUAGAUUAACAGAUCCAUGCAACAAAAUGUUGAGACGACCAACCAUGUUUCCUCGUUAGUUACCUUUUGUAAUUCUUAUUUUUAGCUUUUUGUAAGAUAGGGGUGCUUUACUUUUUGUUUGAAGACUUUGUGCCUUAUUGUACGUGAUCUUAAAUCAUAUUGUCUGCUUGAUUGUAGGCAUUCUUAACCGAUUCUGCUAAUCUAGGCGCCAUAUACAUUUACAGUUAAUAAAAACUACUUGGUGAGUUUUUCAAUAAACCUGACCUUGUGGCAAUUGGAAGGAUAAUAGAAAAUUCUAGGUCAACGUAACUCAAAUUGAAAAAUUAUCCAAUUUGACUUCUCUACAAGGUCUGGUAGUGUCACCUAAAUUCCUUCUCUUUUUUUUUUUUUUUAAGAUUUACAACAGCUUGCAAUUUUAAUUAAUAAAACCCAGAUAAAUGCAUUAAAACCCAGCCCAAUUUUUUUUUUCUUGGUGCUUUUUAUUAAAAAUAUGAUGGGGCUUAAAAUUUAAAGUCCUACGCCCCUACCCCAUUGGGUCAGUGUUACACUUGCAAAGGGGGAAUAUCUAAGCGCCAGAGCUAAAUCUUUCUUAAACUUUGCUGGAAAUUUGAGCCUAUAAAAAUAUAUAUUUGAGUAUAUAUAUUUUUUUCUUUUUAAACAACAUCUUUAUUGUUUCACUAAAAAAUAUAAUCAAUGUAAUUUGUAAAUUAUUACAUAUGUUAAUAUAUUUUCACAAAUCGGCAAACUGUCAUUUUGUUGCUUUCUAGAUUUGCAGCCAUUUAAAAUGGAAGUGGCACAGAUGUGUAAUCACCCAUUAAGCCUGUCAAUUUGAUAGCGUUGCACAAUAAAGAUAUUUUGAUUUGUUUCUCUGUACAAGAACUCUGUCUUAAUAAGCUAAAACUAUUACUCUGGCAAAGGCAUAUUUGUGCUUUUGUUUAAUUUUUUUUAUUGUAUUGUUUUUUGAGUGUAGCCAAAUAUGUAUGUCAUGUGUUAUUGAUUUUGGUAUUCAUGUUGUAAAAUAUAAAAG